Molecule: messenger RNA, 1250 nt
Organism: Culicoides brevitarsis
Lineage: Eukaryota; Metazoa; Arthropoda; Insecta; Diptera; Ceratopogonidae
Gene: Rab8
Product: ras-related protein Rab-8A
Exons: 5
Coding region: 68-688 (206 amino acids)
Biological process (GO): protein secretion; endocytic recycling; regulation of exocytosis
Cellular component (GO): plasma membrane; endosome; trans-Golgi network transport vesicle
Molecular function (GO): GTP binding; GTPase activity
Source: RefSeq, a predicted model, not a curated record
GUCACACAGAGCUUCUGACAAGAAGAUCAAAGUUCCACACAAAUUUUCACACCAAUUUUCAAAUAUAAUGGCAAAAACAUACGAUUAUCUGUUCAAAUUGCUGCUAAUCGGUGACUCGGGCGUCGGCAAGACCUGCUUACUCUUCAGAUUCUCCGAAGAUGCUUUCAAUACGACAUUUAUUAGCACAAUAGGUAUUGACUUCAAAAUAAGAACCAUUGAAUUGGAUGGGAAAAAAAUUAAGCUGCAAAUAUGGGAUACUGCCGGGCAGGAGCGUUUCAGAACAAUUACAACAGCGUACUAUCGCGGCGCCAUGGGAAUUAUGCUAGUUUAUGACAUUACACAAGAAAAAUCUUUUGAAAACAUCAAAAACUGGAUCAGGAACAUAGAGGAGAAUGCCUCAGCUGACGUCGAGAAAAUGUUGCUCGGAAACAAAUGUGAAUUGAAUGAGAAAAGACAGGUCUCGAAAGAACGAGGAGAGCAAUUAGCUGUCGAGUACGGCAUCAAAUUCUUGGAAACAUCCGCAAAAUCAAGUAUUAAUGUGGAAGAAGCAUUUUACACUCUGGCUCGUGAUAUCAAGAGUAAAAUGGAGAAACGAUUGGAGGCAAACGAAUCCAUAAAACCGACCCACAAAUUAAGAGAAAAUAACCCGCCCACAUCAAACUGGCUGUCAAGAUGUAGCUGGUUUUGACCGUACAAUUUUAGCCAAUACAAUGACAUUAUUACUUCUACUAUUUAUAUAUUGAUGAUAGUAACAGCAAACAACUUCAACAACAAUAAAGGACGCAGAUCGAACACUCUCGUCGUCGCAUAAAAAAAAAACUUUACAAAAAUUCACUCUCACACACAAGGAAGAAAAUAAAACACAAUUAACAUUUUUUUUACAAUUCGCGUGAAAAUCCUCGUUUUUAAAAUUAGGUCGUAGCUGUGAUGUUACAAAAAAAGAAGAAAAUAAUAAGCAAGGAAGCUCAUUUAUAUUUUUUUAUGUUGCAUGCGUCGUCAACAGUGAUGAUGAUACGUUCCAAAUAUGUAAUUUGUGAUUAAACCAGUUUGACAAGUCCUUGAAUCUUCGCUCAAUAUUUUGAUUCAAUUUCCUUUUAAUUUACGAUAUUACGCACUUUCUGUCCUUAUAUUAAAGAAAAAAUAAUAAUAAAAAUACAAAACCAUUGAAAUACUUACUCAUUAAAGAAACUUGCUAAGACGAACUUGUAAUAAGAUGUGUGAACCAAAAAAAUUAAGAAAAUACAAUAAAA